UUUUUUCCCCUCUCGGUUGCUUCUUCGCGUACUCUUUGAUCUCGUUCUGAGUCGCCCUCGCGUUUCGGGGGUUCAACUGUUUGGAGUUUGCAGGACUUCCUAUUUCUUGAAGAAGAAAAUGGAUCAGUACGAGGUGUUAGAGCAGUUUGGUAAAGGUGCCUUCGGUUCUGCUCUUCUUGUGAGGCAUAAGCAAGAAAAAAAGAAGUAUGUAUUGAAGAAAAUCCGUCUUGCUCAUCAGACAGAUCGCUGCUGGAGAUCUGCACAUCAAGAAGUGGGUGCUUGUUAUGGAUCAUUUGUGUCUGGAAAGUUGAUCCUUCACUUGGUGUUGCAUGGGAUUGUGUUGGAAGAAGAAAAAUUAAGAUAAAGAACAACAUCUUUGCUAUCAGCCACUAUUUGUAGAUCAUUGAACUUGACUUGGAUAUCCUCGUGAAAUAAUUGAUACAAUUUUUUGGUGUUGAUGCCUUGAAUUUUGUCCUGUUGCCCAUGGAAAUUUUCAGGGUUUAUUCAAUGCAAAUGUGUUUGUUUCCUUUC
Nymphaea colorata (pocket water lily) is the source of this 531-nucleotide messenger RNA. RefSeq names its product serine/threonine-protein kinase Nek2-like. Lineage: Eukaryota; Viridiplantae; Streptophyta; Magnoliopsida; Nymphaeales; Nymphaeaceae. The transcript has 3 exons. The record is from RefSeq and is a predicted model, not a curated record. Bases 119 to 364 code for a protein of 81 amino acids.